CCCGCAACGCGCAUUUUCCUUCCCCUCUCUUCCGUUCUCUCCUCUCUGGAGAGAAACCUCCCCUUCGCGCCUCUAAGCCAGGCCUUCAGUCUCUGCCACCAUUAUCAUCAGUCAUCACUGUUAUUCUCCUUUCUGUUCCUGUUAGGGUAUUCAACGGAAAGCAAGAGCAGAAUCUGGAAUGAUGGAGUGCAUUGUCGAGCCGCAGAUUUCAGCCCAUGGAAUUUCUCAUCUAGAUGACGGCUCUCUUUCUGAGACAGGAUAUGGCCGUUACGGGUGUUCACACUAUAGAAGGAGAUGCAAGAUAGUAGCACCUUGUUGCAAUGAAGUCUUUGAUUGCAGACAUUGCCAUAAUGAAUCCAAGAAUUCGAUUGAAUUGGACCCUGUUGAUCGCCACGACCUUCCUCGUCACGAUUUAAAGAGAGUUAUCUGUUCCUUGUGUAGCACCGAGCAAGAUGUUCAGCAGAUGUGCAUUCAGUGCGGUGUUUGCAUGGGGAAGUACUUCUGCUCCAAGUGCAAGUUUUUUGAUGAUGAUGUAUCGAAGAAUCAGUACCAUUGCAAUGAAUGUGGCAUCUGCAGAAUUGGAGGCAAGGAGAAUUUUUUCCACUGCAACAAAUGCGGAUGUUGCUAUUCGACAUUGUUGAAAGAUUCACACCGUUGCGUGGAAAAAGCUAUGCAUCACGAUUGUCCGGUUUGCUUUGAGUUUCUUUUUGAUACCACAAAAGACAUUACUGUAUUGCCGUGUGGUCACUCUAUUCAUCUGGAAUGUGUGAAAGAAAUGGGGAGGCAUUUCCAGUAUUCUUGUCCUGUUUGCUCAAAAUCUAUCUGUGACAUGUCCCGUGUGUGGGAGAGACUGGAUCAUGAGGUUGCAUCGACACCUAUGCCAGAAAUAUAUCAAAAUAAGAUGGUUUGGAUUCUGUGCAAUGAUUGUGGGGAAACAUCGGAGGUGACCUUUCACGUUUUGGCGCAUAAGUGUAUAAAAUGCAAAUCCUACAACACCAGACAGACGCAAGGUGGACCUGCAUCGUGCUCAUCCAACAUUGAAGAAGUGCGUCAAUGAUUAGCUAACGAUCAGGUUGCUCAUUUGCAAUAGUUUAGGGUUGUUAUGUUUACUGUGACUCCUAUAGCCAUGAUUUACUUCUUAAAGUAGUUGGACUGAAGCUACGUACGCUCGCUAACUAGAUUUCCAUGAUCAUGUUACUUGACUGUAACUUUAAAUAGAGUUUUUUAAACGAUUUUCUUUUUAAUUUGCUAA
Molecule: messenger RNA, 1252 nt
Organism: Prosopis cineraria
Lineage: Eukaryota; Viridiplantae; Streptophyta; Magnoliopsida; Fabales; Fabaceae
Product: E3 ubiquitin-protein ligase RZFP34-like
Exons: 13
Coding region: 179-1057 (292 amino acids)
Biological process (GO): protein ubiquitination; ubiquitin-dependent protein catabolic process
Cellular component (GO): nucleus
Molecular function (GO): zinc ion binding; ubiquitin protein ligase activity
Source: RefSeq, a predicted model, not a curated record